Messenger RNA from Ilex paraguariensis (yerba mate), 608 nucleotides. The record is from the annotation of a GenBank genome assembly. NCBI's taxonomy places the organism in Eukaryota, Viridiplantae, Streptophyta, Magnoliopsida, Aquifoliales, Aquifoliaceae.
CUCUCCUUCUUCCUUCUCUCUAAACAAGGAAUGACAAGGCCAACGAGACCACUCAUUCAUUUAGAACCCUCUAACCAUCUCUCACCCAUCAUUACAAACUCACACUUAGCAACCAAGAUUCCUUAAAUAAGCCACAAAGCUUCCACAUCAAUCUUUCUCAUGUGAUGUCUUUCCUGACUCCCAGCAAAUCUGCAUAUUUUGCUGCAAGUGGAGAAGAGAUAGAGAAGCCUAUAAGAAUGAAGAAGCUUAGAAAAUGUUGCAGAAAGUUGAAGAAGAUGUUUACAAUAUCCCAUGGAGGUAGCUCUGACCAAAUGACUUCAGUCUCACCUCCUUAUACCGUUCACUGUGAUGAGCUCUUCCUGCCAUUGUCAAAGAAAACAGGUCACCGCGCCAAUAAUUUUCGUAUUGAUCCCUUCAUAGCCCGCCACAUUGCUGCCCAAAAUUACUUCACCAUGAGGCCUAACAUCCAUAUUUGAGGGAGAAGGAUAAGGUUGUAUAUAUCUAACCCUUCACAGAAUUGACGCGAGUCUCAUACACUAGGUAUGCUUUUAUCUGUGUCAUGCUUAGAGAUCUCCACUCAAUUAUCCUCUCUCUUGUGAUUUUUCAUG